Messenger RNA from Odocoileus virginianus texanus, 5200 nucleotides. Lineage: Eukaryota; Metazoa; Chordata; Mammalia; Artiodactyla; Cervidae. The record is from RefSeq and is a predicted model, not a curated record.
CUAAGCAUGGACUGCACACCGCGGCCAGCACCGGGCAGGAAACGUAACCCUCCCUCUCUCCUGGGGCUUCGAGUCUGUGCUCAGAACGCAGAUAAAACACAGGUGCUCACGCUUCUCUUGUUUGAGUUAAAAAUAACGUCCAGCAUCUCGGGCUCACAGAAAGUGCUCAUCCAGGGUGUGGUACAUGAAUGGCCCGCAGCUGUUGACAGGGUCACGAGGUGGCCCGAGUCACUGGAACGGUCCGGUUUACGCUGGUGCCAGUCUCAUGAGUGCCGUGCCCCAUCUCAGGCCCACGGCGCCCCAUCUGGGCAUUCACGUUUUGCUGUUGUUAUCCAGCCCCUCAGUCGUGUCUCUUUGUGACCCCACGGACUGUAGCACGCCAGGCUUUUCCGACCCCCACUGUUCAGAGUUUUCCCAGAUUCAUGUCCAUGGGGUCAGUGAGAGAUGAGACAAAAACCCUUCCUGGAAGAGGUCAGAGCAGGCACAUCCGGCCAGGCUGCAGGUGGGAGAAGCGCACGCAGACAAAGGAGGGAGGGGGAACUGGUGAGGCCCUUGGGGAAGGGUUGUCGUCACCGGCCAGGGGAAACUUUUACAUCCAUUUCAGAUCAGUGCUGGCACUCGCAAUCAGCCCACCCAUCAAGAUGCAGGGAACUGGGCACUGCCCAUCAUCACACAGGAAGAGCAGGCCCUGGCCCCUGGAGCGCUCCUUCCACCCUGAGAGGCUGACCACAAACAGGUCAAUGUCAGAGGAGAAUGAGGCUGGGAGAUGGGGGUGGGGGGGUACUGCUCUGUAGGGAAAGACCAGAAGGAGCUACGCCCCCUCCUCCAGAUGACAUCUGGGCAAAGAUCUGCAGAGGUGAAGGGUGAGACAGGCAGCCAUGCGGGGAAGAGCAUUCCAGUUCAGGAAGAGUCCGCGCAGAGGCCCUGGGGUGGGGCCCAGGAGACCACCUGGGCUGGAGCGGAGUCAGCGAGUGCAGGCAGGCGGCAGGAGCUGGGCAGUGGGCACCACCACCAAGCUUUUAAGAUCCAGUUUUGACCAUGAGACAGCAGCCCCCGUGAGGCAGUCAGUGGAGGAAUGACAAGCCGUGGGACCAGGUAAGAGGUUGCCCAUUCAUCUAGGGCACGAGCUGAUGACUUCUUCCGCAAAGGGCCAGAAAGCAAAUACUCCUAGCCUUGCCUGACACGGGGUCUGUGCCCCAGCUCCUCAACGUGGCCUGAGUGGUGAACACAGCUGGAGGUGGGCCGUGAAGCAGAGGUUUCCCCUCUGUUCUGAGAAAACUCCAGUCAGGACACUGACAUUUGAAUUUCACAGAAUUUCCAUAUCAUGAAAUAUUCUUUUUUCUUCCCAGCCAUUGAAAACUGAAAAAACAUGCUUAGCUUGGGGUCAAAUAAAAAACGCUGGCGGCAGGAUUUAGACCGCAGCCAUCCUUUACUGUCCACCCGCCAGCCCCCAGCUUUACAACAGACCUCCACCACCGUCCUGGGCCAGACAGAACCCAGCAGCCGCUGGGGUAGGAGAACAAAAGGAACAAAACCUGUUGCGACCAACUUAAGACUUGAUAAUAAGCAAAUUAAAAGAGGGCGGGAGAAGGUCCUAAGUUCUCGCCCGCCUGUCGCAGAGGUCAGGCCUCUGGGACUGGAGUGCGAUCAGAGGCCAGACAGGCAGGCAGAGGGCGGGGGUCACGGACGGGCAGGCAGAGUUGGGGGGCGGGGGGCGUGGAGGCCGUUGUGGGGGGAGACAUGGCCAACUGACCCCACUGAAGCGGACCAGUCAUUGUUGAACGUAAGACGUCCUAACCGUUACAGCGAGACUUAGGGAAUGAACCUGUGUCUCGUUCUCGUACAAAGAUUUUACUCUUAAAUAAAUGCUCAGCCUCAGGCCUGGUUAGGCAGACAUCAGAAGAAGGCAGAUUGCAGGCCCCUCGUCCUUGGGAGCAGUGGGAUGGCCCAGGGAGGCAGAGUCUCCAAGAAGCUGACAUAUGCAUGACUGUGGAUCUGAAACGUGAGCAAGGCCUUUGUCUUACUUGGUUCCAUCUGUUGGAGAUGACGCAGAAGGAGCACCGUGCCAUCGACUCAUCAGCGUUCCCGCGUCCGAGACCAGCAGGUCCGCCCCGCGUGAGCGCACAUCUGCCCCGCGAUGCGUUUAGCGGGAGAACUCCGGGAGCACUGCGGUCUGCGCCGUGACGGGACACGCUCAUGAGUUUGCCCAUCCACUGCUCAGUGAGAUUCCUGCUUAUCCAUAUUCGUAAACAUCCCAAGAGAUAAGAGUUCUUUGGCCAGAACUGAAUAGUUAUGGUCAGUCAUGGAGAACCGCUGGGAGCCUUGUCCCCAAGGGGCAGGUGAUUCGGAGAAUACAAAUUUGAAAAUAGGAGAGGAAGAUGACCCUCAAACCCCUAAUCACAGUGUGGAGAGAAUGGACUUUGGAAGUGAGCCGGAGGACGGGAGGCAGGCGGGCCGCAGCGAGGAGCGGGCAGAGGGCGGUGCGGCGGGUGGCGCGGGCCGGCCCCCCGGGCGGGGCGCCUCCCCCGAGCCUGAGGAUGACUACGGGGCGCUGCUAGCGCAGUACGGCAGCACCCUCUACAGCGUGGCCAUGGAGGCCGUGACGCAGAGCCUGCUCUCCGGCCGCGGCCUGGGCUCCAGGAAGAAGUCCCCGGCCUGGAAGCACUUUUUCAUCUCGCCGCGGGACAGCACCAAGGCUGUGUGCACCUACUGCAUGAAGGAGUUCAGCCGCGGCAAGAACGAGAAGGACCUGAGCACCAGCUGCCUGAUGCGGCACGUGCGGAGGGCGCACCCCACCGCCACCAAGGCUGUGUGCACCUACUGCAUGAAGGAGUUCAGCCGCGGCAAGAACGUCCCCGCCUCCGCAGCCUCCUCCCCCGACCGGCCAGCGGAGGAGCCGCCCGCGAUCUGGGGCCCCGGCGGCGCGCCGUCCCCCUCCUCUGACGCGGGCGAGGCCUCCUGGGGGUCGUCUCCCGAGACGCAGCCUGGCGGCGCGCCGAGCCCUCAGCCGCGGGAGCCGGGCGCCGUGUUCCAGCAGAACAAGAAGGUGAUGAAGAGGCUGAAGUCGGAGGUGUGGCACCACUUCUCGCUGGCGCCCACGGACAGCCUCAAGGCCGUGUGCAGGCACUGCGGCUGCGCCAUCAGCCGCGGGAAGCGGGGCGACGUGGGCACCAGCUGCCUCAUGCGGCACCUCUGCAGGCGCCACCCCGAGGUGUCUGGGGACCAGAAGGGCUUCCUGGGCGCCGGCCUGGCCGGCUCACCCUACGCCACCCUGGCUUCCGCCGAAACGUCCUCCCGGUUGACGAACCUGCCGACCAUGGUCGCCAAAAACCAUCAAGCUGUGUUUCCCGUCAACAGCAAGAAGACCUCCAAGCUGUGGAACCAUUUUUCCAUCUGCUCGGCAGACCCCACGAAGGUCGUGUGCCUGCACUGUGGCCGGACCAUCAGCCGGGGCAAGAAGCCCACGAACCUGGGCACCAGCUGUCUCCUGCGGCACCUGCAGCGCUUCCACGGUGGCGCGCUGAAGCCCGAGGGCGCCUGGGCCGCCCCGCCCGGCACCCAGGCGCCCCUGGGCCCGCCUUCCGUAGGCGCCGCCACCUCUGACGGCGGCAGCGAGAAGCUUUACGAUUCUCACCCGGUUGCUAAGAAAAUCACAAGUCUCAUUGCUGAGAUGAUCGCCCUUGACCUCCAGCCGUACUCGCUGGUGGACAACGUUGGCUUCAACAGGCUGCUGGCAUACUUGAAGCCUCAGUACUCCCUGCCCGCGCCGGCCUACUUCUCCAGGACGGCCAUCCCAGGCAUGUACGAGGACGUGAAGCACGUCAUCAUGGCCCACCUGCAGGGAGCCGAGAGCGGUGUGGUCCACUUCACGUCGGGCAUCUGGGUGAGCAGCCAGACGCGGGAGUACCUGACCCUCACGGCCCACUGGGUCGCCUUCGAGCCCUCGGCCCGGCCACGCUGCGAGGACCACCACCGCUCGGCGCUGCUGGACGUGUCGCCGGUGGACUGCGACUGCAGCGGCAGCAGCGUGCAGGAGCAGCUGGAGAGCUGGUGGGAGGCCUGGGUGACGUCCAGCGGCCUGCAGGUGGGCAUCACCGUCACCGACAACCCCAGCAUCGGGAGGACGCUGAACGAGGGGGCGCGCUCCAGCGUGCCGUGCUUCAGCCACACGGUCAACCUCAUCGUCAGCGAGGCCAUCAAGAGCCAGAGGCUGGUCCAGAACCUCCUGAGCACCGCCCGGAAGAUCUGCGAGCGGGUGCAGCGCUCGCCCCGCGCCAAGGCCAAGCUGGCGGAGCUGCAGCGGGAGUACGGGCUGCCGCCCCACCACCUGCUGCAGGACGUGCCGUCCAAGUGGAGCACGUCCUUCCACAUGCUGGAGCGGCUGCUCGAGCAGAAGCGGGCGGUGAACGCGCUGUCCGUCGAGUGCGACUUCCGGGAGCUGCUGAGCUGCGACCAGUGGGAGGUGAUGCAGUCCGUGUGCCACGCCCUGACGCCCUUCGCCGCCGCCAGCCAGGAGAUGAGCGCGCACGUGUCCACGCUGAGCCAGGUCAUCCCCAUGAUCCACAUCCUCAGCCGCAGGGUGGAGAUGCUGUUCCAGGAGACCACGGGCAUCGAUGCCAUGCUCCGCGCCCUCAGGGAGGCCAUAGUGAGCCGCCUGUCCGCCACGCUGCACGACCCCAGGUACGUGCUGGCCACCCUGCUGGACCCGCGCUACAAGGCCUCCCUGUUCUCCGAGGAGGAGGCAGAGCAGUACAAGCAGGACUUGAUCAGGGAGCUGGAAACGCUGGAUCCUACCUCAGAGCCCGCGCCCGUCCCCAACGGCUGCGAGCCGGGCUCCCCGCCCCGAGACUGCGCUGGCGAGGAGAGCCUCUGGGCGCUCAUGGCCAAGCUGAAGAAGAGCGAGCGCGGAGGGCGGCCCAAGGUCCCCGAGGACAUGGUUCUCGCCUACCUGGAGGAGGAGGUGCUGGAGCACAACUGCGACCCGCUUGCCUACUGGAGCCUCAAGAGGGCCGCCUGGCCCGGCCUCUCCGCCUUGGCCGUGCGCUUCCUGGGCUGCCCCCCAAGCAUCGUCCCCUCCGAGCGGCUGUUCAGCACGCCCCCCGAGAAUGGCAGCUUCGGCCAGUCCAGGCUCCUGAUGGAGCAUUUUGAGAAACUCAUCUUUCUGAAAGUGAAUCUUCCCUUAAUAUGCUUCCAGUACUGA